AUGGACGCCUCGCACUCGGUUGUUGCCCAGCUUACCGAGGAUGCUCGUAGUGAGAGCAUGGCCUCCCAGAAUUCCCAGACCGCGAAAGAGUUUAUUGAUUCCCAGCUCCAGCUAGAGGCAGAUGCACGCGAGGCUCUUCCUUAUGCCUUUGACUCUUGCACACAUGACCUUGGACCAUUGCGACAAGUCCUAUUUGCAUGCCUCACCUGCAAUCCUCCCCCUACUGACUCCAACAAAUCCUACACCGCUGCCGCCGUCUGUUACUCGUGUUCAAUCGCUUGCCACGGCGAGCAUACUCUAGUCGAGCUCUUCAACAAGCGCAACUUUGUCUGCGACUGUGGAACCACCCGUUUGCCAUCAACUUCUUGCUGCACACUGCGUGAGGAUCCUGUAACCGGCAAGAAAGGUGUGCACUCCCAAGAGGCUGCAGCAGGCAAUGCAUACAACCAUAACUUUCGCAAUCAGUUCUGUGGCUGCGGUGAACAGUACGACGCGUAUUCAGAAAAAGGGACAAUGUACCAGUGCUUGGGACUUGGCACUGUCGAGACCGGAGGCUGUGGCGAGGACUGGUGGCAUCCGGAGUGUCUCAUCGGCUUGUCGCGUGACUGGAACAAGCCUGCCCCCAAGGUCAAUGGAAUCGGCGGCGGCGAUGCCACAAAUGAAGAUUCUGUUGCGGAGGAAGAAGAUCCGCUCCCACCUGGGUUUCCCGCAGAGGAUGAUUUCGACCAUCUGAUUUGCUUCAAGUGCAUCGACUCUAACCCCUGGAUCAAGCCCUAUGCGGGCACUCCUGGCUUUUUGCCGCCAGUUUUCCGGGAGGGUGGAUUCAAGAAAGCCGCGAAUGUGACUGAGCCAAAUGUGACGGAGGCUCCUUUUGUACCAGCCACCGAGCAUAAGGAAACUGAGCCCAAGGAGAUCGAUUCUAAGGAAACCGAAUCUAAGCACCAGGAGAAGAAGGAAAACUCAAAAAAGCGCAAAGUAGAUGAUGAAGGGCCCACUGAAGGAGAGCCGGUUACUAAGCGAACUAAAGAAGAAGAAGCUUCUGUCGAGGAACAGCUAUCGAAGGUCGUGAAGGAAGAGGAGCCUACCAAGGAAGAAAACGACAAUCCUACGAAGCACUCUUCCCCUAAGCACACCGAGCUCCCCAAGUCCAUUCCAAUGGAGUCUUUCUCUCUUUUUGCCCUGGAUGAUUUCCAUAGUCAGCUGUGCCGCUGCGCAGAGUGCUUCCCCAAGCUUGUUCCCUACCCCCAGCUUCGCGAAGAAGAAGAUACAUAUGAGCCUCCUAUGUCUGACGAUGGCCAGGCUAAUGGUGCCGCAAGUGUCGGUACGGGCAGCAUAUACGAUCGCGGCGAGGCAGCACUUAACAACAUGGAUCGGGUGCGUGCCAUCGAGGGUGCAAUGGCAUACAACCAUUUGCGUGACAAGCUGAAGGUCUUCCUGCAACCCUUCGCUGAGAGUGGACAGGCUGUCAGUGCGGAAGACAUCAAGGGCUACUUUGAGGCGCUACGUGGUGAUGAGCAGGGUAUCAAAGAUGCCGCUAAUCACGCUUCUACUGUGGGUCGUGACGGCAAGGAUGACGCCAGCGGAGGCAAGCGACACGAACAGAAUGGUAAGUGA
Penicillium digitatum Pd1 is the source of this 1614-nucleotide messenger RNA. Its product is annotated as putative metaphase-anaphase transition protein (Mlo2). Gene Ontology annotation, cellular component: cytoplasm. NCBI's taxonomy places the organism in Eukaryota, Fungi, Ascomycota, Eurotiomycetes, Eurotiales, Aspergillaceae. Gene Ontology annotation, molecular function: ubiquitin protein ligase activity; zinc ion binding. The record is from RefSeq and is a predicted model, not a curated record.